Molecule: messenger RNA, 1311 nt
Organism: Ogataea polymorpha
Lineage: Eukaryota; Fungi; Ascomycota; Pichiomycetes; Pichiales; Pichiaceae
Product: enolase I, a phosphopyruvate hydratase that catalyzes the conversion of 2-phosphoglycerate to phosph
Exons: 2
Coding region: 1-1311 (436 amino acids)
Biological process (GO): glycolytic process
Cellular component (GO): phosphopyruvate hydratase complex
Molecular function (GO): phosphopyruvate hydratase activity; magnesium ion binding
Source: RefSeq, a predicted model, not a curated record
AUGGCCAUCACGGCCCUUUUUGCCAGAUACGUCUACGACUCUAGAGGAAAUCCAACCGUCGAGGUUGAUCUGACCACCGACAAGGGAAUGUUCCGCUCAAUUGUUCCAUCUGGUGCCAGUACCGGUGUUCACGAGGCUGUUGAGCUGAGAGACGGCGACAAGUCCAAGUGGCUCGGAAAGGGUGUUUUGAAGGCUGUUGCCAACGUCAACGAGGUCAUUGCUCCUGCUGUUCUCAAGGAAAAGAUCUCUGUUCUCGAACAGGAGAAGUUUGACAAGUUCCUAAACUCCCUGGACGGAACCAAGAACAAGAGCAAAUUGGGAGCCAAUGCUAUCCUAGGUGUUUCCCUUUCGGUUGCUAAGGCUGCUGCUGGCUACAAGGGUAUCCCAUUGUACCAAUACAUCAGCGAACUGGCAGGCACCAAGAAGCCAUAUGUUUUGCCAGUCCCAUUCCAGAACGUUUUGAACGGAGGCUCGCACGCCGGUGGAUCCUUGGCCUUCCAAGAGUUCAUGAUUGUGCCAACGGACGCUCCAUCUUUCUCCGAGGGUCUCAGAAUGGGUUCUGAGGUCUACCACCACCUCAAAUCUUUGGCCAAGAAGAAGUACGGCCAAAGUGCCGGUAACGUCGGUGAUGAGGGAGGUGUUGCUCCAGACCUUUCCACCCCACAAGAGGCUCUUGACCUAAUUGUCGAGGCCAUUGAGGCUGCCGGUUACACCGGCAAGAUCGGUAUUGCUUUGGACACCGCUUCGUCCGAGUUUUACCACGACGGCAAAUACGACCUGGACUUCAAGAAUCCAAAUUCCGACCCAAGCAAGUGGCUCACUGGUAAGCAAUUGGCUGACUUGUACACCAAACUCAUCAAGGAGUAUCCAAUUGUGUCUCUGGAGGACCCAUUCGCCGAGGAUGACUGGGACGCUUGGACCCACUUUUUCUCCACCACCAACAUCCAGGUUGUUGGUGAUGACCUGACUGUUACGAACCCAGAAAGAAUCAAGACUGCCAUCGAGAAGAAGUGUGCCAACGCUUUGCUUUUGAAGGUCAACCAGAUUGGUACUUUGACCGAGUCGAUCAAUGCUGCCAAGGAUUCGUACGCUGCCGGCUGGGGUGUCAUGGUGUCUCACAGAUCUGGUGAGACCGAGGACACCACAAUUGCUGACAUCGCUGUUGGACUGAGAUCCGGACAAAUCAAAACCGGUGCUCCGGCAAGAUCCGAGAGACUGGCCAAGCUCAACCAGAUCCUCAGAAUUGAGGAGGAGCUGGGCGACAAGGCCAUUUACGCCGGCAAGGACUUCCACAAGUCUGCUGCCAUCUAA